AUGAGCACGGGGGAUGGCGGCGAGGCGUUGGGCCCCGCCACGGGGGCAGGGGCCCGAGCCACGGCCGCGACCCCCACCACCGAACAGGGCCAGGCGGCGCCCCCCUCCGCGGGCCCAGGGACCGGGACCGCGGCCGCCAAGGCGCAGCCGCAGAAGCGGUCCGCCCGCCGCGGCGGCAAGCCGCCUCCCGACCGCCCCCUCAGGGCCCUCUUCUGCCUGCCGCUCAAGAACCCCGUGCGCAAGAUGUGCAUCGGCGUCGUCGAGUGGAAACCGUUCGAAUGGCUCAUCCUGAUGACGAUCUUCGCCAACUGUGUGGCCCUGGCAGUCUACACGCCCUAUCCUUUUCUGGACUCCAAUCAGACGAACCACUACUUGGAAAAGAUCGAGUACAUCUUCCUGGUCAUCUUCACCGUGGAGUGCGUCAUGAAGAUCAUCGCUUAUGGUUUCGUUGCCCACCCGGGCGCAUAUCUGCGCAACGGCUGGAACCUCCUCGAUUUUACGAUAGUCGUUAUCGGGAUGGUGAGCACGGUACUAACGAUUCUCAUGAAGGAAGGAUUCGACGUGAAGGCACUUCGGGCGUUUCGUGUUCUUCGACCUUUAAGACUGGUUUCUGGAGUGCCAAGUCUCCAGGUAGUUCUAAACUCAAUCCUGAGGGCGAUGGUACCUUUGCUGCACAUCGCCCUGUUAGUACUCUUCGUCAUCAUCAUCUACGCCAUCAUAGGACUGGAACUCUUCUCCGGAAAGAUGCACAAGACUUGUUGGAACAACGUAACGAAUCAAAUGAUGGACGACCCUCAUCCUUGCGGUUCCGGCGGGUUUCCCUGCGAAUCUCUUGGCCCGGAAUAUUACUGCAGCCACCAAUUCUGGGAGGGUCCAAACUGGGGCAUCACCAACUUCGACAACUUCGGACUCGCCAUGUUGACUGUCUUCCAGUGCGUCACCCUGGAAGGGUGGACGGACGUGCUUUACGACAUCGAAGAUGCGAUGGGCAGCAGCUGGCAGUGGAUAUACUUCAUCUCGAUGGUCAUCCUUGGGGCUUUUUUUGUCAUGAACCUGAUUCUCGGUGUGUUGUCCGGAGAGUUCUCCAAGGAAAGAGAAAAAGCGAAGGCUCGAGGUGACUUCCACAAGCUGAGGGAGAAGCAGCAAAUCGAGGACGACCUCAAAGGCUACUUGGACUGGAUAACUCAGGCCGAGGACAUAGAACCGGAAGCGGACGAACCUCAGCAACAGGACGGGAAAUCCAAGCAGCAGAACGAGAUGGAAAGUACGGACCAGUUGGAGGGAGACGACGAAGGAGUUCAGCAGGAGUCUUUCUGGAAACGGAAAAAACGAGAUCUCGAUAGAGCGAAUCGCCGAAUGAGAAGAGCAUGUAGAAAAGCCGUAAAGUCCCAAGUGUUUUACUGGCUGAUCAUCGUUCUGGUGUUUCUGAACACGGUGGUAUUGGCUACCGAACAUUACAAGCAACCAAAAUGGUUGGACCAAUUUCAAGAAGUCACAAACGUGUUCUUCAUCGCUCUCUUCUCCAUGGAGAUGAUGCUGAAGAUGUACAGUCUGGGGUUUCAGGGUUACUUCGUGUCAUUGUUUAAUCGGUUCGACUGCUUCGUCGUGAUCGGUUCCAUCAGCGAGAUGAUCCUGACCAACACGAACAUAAUGCCGCCUUUAGGAGUCUCCGUCCUGCGUUGUGUUAGACUUCUUCGGGUAUUCAAAGUGACCAAAUACUGGAGGUCGCUAUCGAACCUAGUGGCUUCGUUGCUGAAUUCGAUUCAGUCGAUCGCCUCCUUAUUACUCCUAUUGUUUCUCUUCAUCGUUAUCUUCGCCCUCUUGGGCAUGCAGGUCUUCGGGGGGAAGUUUAACGUCAGCGACUUGCAGGAUAAGCCACGCAGCAAUUUCGACAGCUUUUGGCAGAGUCUUUUAACCGUGUUUCAAAUCUUAACCGGCGAGGAUUGGAACGCCGUAAUGUACGAAGGAAUACGAGCUUAUGGCGGAGUUUCCAGUCCCGGGGUCCUGGCGUGUGUCUACUUUAUCAUUCUCUUUAUCUGCGGAAACUAUAUCCUCUUGAACGUCUUCUUGGCCAUCGCCGUCGACAACUUGGCCGAUGCCGAGUCUUUGACCGCCAUCGAGAAGGAAGCCGAAGAAGGGGCGGGGAAGAACAAAUCGAACAGCGGCUCGCCUCCUCCCGACGAGGUCAGCGGCGAAGGUGGAGACGAUGGAGGAGAAGGAACCGGAGGUGAAGACGAAGGUGGAGGAACGGAUCUGGAACAGGAUCCCAAUGAGACCAUGGAAGACUAUGAAGCGGCCUUGGACACCGAAGCGUCGGAAAAGGGCGAAGACAUGAACAGCCACGCAAAGGUACGACUCAACAUAGAAUCCGAUGAAGAGGAUUUAGAGGGGGAGGAUGAGGACGGUUCGGCAAUUCACGACGACGGCAUGGACGGUGAAGUCUCGGCGAGGCCUCGAAGAAUGUCGGAAUUCAAUAUGGCGACGAAGAAGCAGCCGAUACCGGCUGGUUCCGCUUUCUUCCUCUUCUCACAAACUAAUCGAUUUCGAGUUUUCUGCCAUUGGCUGUGCAAUCACAGUUACUUCGGUAAUGUCAUCUUGGCGUGUAUCAUGAUCUCGUCGGCGAUGCUUGCUGCAGAAGAUCCUCUCAAUGCAGGAUCCUACAGAAACAUGAUUUUAAAUUAUUUCGACUACUUCUUCACGACGGUAUUCACCGUGGAGAUCUGCCUGAAGAUGAUUUCCUAUGGGUUCAUCAUUCACGAGGGAGCCUUCUGCCGAUCGGCCUUCAACAAUCUGGAUCUCCUUGUCGUCUGCGUCUCCUUGGUCUCCAUGUUCUUCAGUUCCGGUGCCAUCUCCGUGGUGAAGAUCCUCAGGGUCCUCCGAGUGCUGAGACCACUGCGCGCCAUUAAUCGGGCCAAGGGCUUAAAGCACGUAGUACAGUGCGUCAUCGUAGCGGUAAAGACUAUCGGCAACAUAGUCCUCGUCACCAGCCUCCUGCAGUUCGUGUUCGCUGUCAUUGGCGUGCAGCUCUUCAAGGGGAAGUUUUUCUACUGUUCCGAUGGCUCGAAGAUGACGAAUGAAGAGUGCCGAGGAACGUAUCUUGUCUACGAGGAAGGAAACAUCAACAGGCCCACCAUGAGGGAGAGGACGUGGGCGAGGAAUCGUUUCCACUUCGACGAUGUCGCAAAAGCAAUGUUAACCCUUUUUACCGUAUCGACUUUUGAAGGCUGGCCCACACUGCUCUACGUAUCGAUAGACUCCAAUGCCGAGGACUACGGUCCCAUUUACAACUUCAGGCCCAUUGUUGCUGCCUAUUAUAUCAUCUACAUCAUCAUCAUAGCGUUCUUCAUGGUUAACAUCUUCGUAGGUUUCGUCAUCGUCACGUUUCAGAACGAAGGCGAGCAAGAGUACAAGAACUGCGAGCUCGAUAAAAAUCAGCGAAAUUGCAUCGAGUUCGCCCUAAAAGCAAAACCAGUACGUAGGUACAUCCCCAAGCAUCGAGUACAGUACAAAGUGUGGUGGUUCGUCACCUCGCAGCCUUUCGAGUAUACGAUCUUCACGUUGAUUAUGAUAAAUACUGUAACACUGGCCAUGAAAUUCUACCGACAACCGGAAUUUUACACGGAGGCGCUGGACGUCCUCAACAUGAUCUUCACCGCUGUGUUCGCACUCGAAUUCGUCUUCAAAUUGGCUGCCUUUCGUUUUAAGAAUUACUUUGGGGAUGCGUGGAACGUUUUCGACUUCAUCAUUGUACUGGGAAGUUUCAUCGACAUCGUGUACUCGGAAGUCAGUCCUGGGUCCAGCUUAAUUUCUAUAAAUUUCUUUCGACUCUUUCGCGUGAUGCGACUGGUCAAGCUGCUGAGCAGAGGGGAAGGCAUCAGAACUUUGUUAUGGACUUUUAUCAAGUCGUUUCAAGCAUUGCCUUACGUCGCCCUGCUGAUCGUCAUGUUAUUUUUUAUCUACGCCGUCAUCGGGAUGCAGAUAUUUGGGAAAAUUGCUCUGGACACCGAAACCGCGAUACACCGGAAUAAUAAUUUCCAAACGUUUCCUCAAGCGGUCUUAGUGCUUUUCCGGUCAGCCACGGGAGAAGGGUGGCAAGAGAUUAUGCUGGAUUGCUCGCAUCGUCCAGGAGAAGUGAAAUGCGACCCAAAAAGUGACGAUCACGAAAAUCAUGCCGGCUGUGGGUCUGACAUGGCUUUUCCCUAUUUCAUUUCCUUUUAUGUGCUCUGUUCCUUUCUCAUCAUCAACCUCUUCGUCGCGGUCAUCAUGGACAAUUUCGAUUACUUGACGAGAGACUGGUCCAUCCUUGGACCUCAUCAUCUGGACGAAUUUAUUCGCCUAUGGUCGGAGUAUGAUCCGGAUGCCAAAGGUCGCAUCAAACAUUUAGACGUUGUAACGUUACUUAGAAAGAUCUCCCCGCCUUUAGGAUUUGGAAAGCUCUGUCCGCACAGAGUGGCGUGCAAGAGGCUGGUUUCAAUGAAUAUGCCUUUAAACAGCGACGGAACGGUACUUUUUAAUGCCACUUUAUUUGCCGUCGUGAGGACAUCAUUGAGAAUCAAAACUGAGGGCAACAUCGACGAUGCCAAUGCCGAACUGAGAGCUGUGAUCAAGAAAAUCUGGAAAAGGACAAGUCCAAAGCUUCUAGAUCAAGUUGUACCGCCACCCGGAGUCGACGACGAGGUGACGGUCGGCAAGUUCUAUGCGACUUUCCUAAUUCAGGACUACUUUAGGAGAUUUAAAAAGCGCAAGGAGCAGGAAAUGAAAGAGGGUGACAAGGACUGUCACAAUACGGUAACAUUGCAGGCUGGCCUGAGGACAUUACACGAGGCUGGUCCCGAGCUUAAGAGAGCGAUAUCGGGCAAUCUAGAGGAACUAUUGGAUGACAAUCCUGAACCGAUGCACAGGAGAAACCAUUCGCUUUUCGGCAGCGUUUGGUCAAGUAUGCGCAGGGGACACCACAAUUUCCACAGAGCGAGGUCCCUCAAAGUAAACUCAACCACUUCCAAGGCAUCGCCUACGAAUUCCAUAGACUUCUUGCCAUACGCAUCGCUACAAAGAGGCGGCGGCAUCGACGGGUCGAAUCAAAUCACAGCGAGGUCACACCAGGUCGUACCCAACGUAGCGGGCGGUCUCAGUGACAGCGCGAUGAACCAAAUGGGAAUCGAUCCGAGAUUGAGUGGAGGUGAGGAGAACAUCCCGUUGCGACCCCUGGCCGUCUUCAGCAACGUUCCUCAAUACUCAAACUACCAGGCUGCGCAUAAAGUGCUCGAUCUUCAGGACGGAAUCGAGCGGCAGUUGACGCCUCCCACCCCCCCGCCGCGAAGGAACCCUCCGUCACCCCUGCCUGCAACCACGACCACCGCCACCACAACGACCACGACCACCGCCGCGACCAGUCCCAGUCCCGCUUCCUCGAACGGGGCUCUUCGUUAUUACCCCUACGCGCCACGGGGAUGCUGCGUCGAUUGCGCCGCUUGGACCAAUCAUGUUUCCUGGGCGGGAGAGAGUAACGGAAGCGUCGGCGCGGAACGCCUGUCGCACAGUCUGCCGGGAAGUCCCGCUGACCGGAAGCCCAACUUCGAAGUCAUCGGAAGUGCCGAGAGUCUCGUCGGAAGGGUUCUCGUGGAGCAGGGUCUGGGCAAGUACUGCGAUCCCGACUUCGUGAGGUACACGUCUCGGGAGAUGCAAGAGGCCCUGGACAUGACGCGAGAGGAGAUGGACCGAGCGGCGCAUCAGCUGUUGCUGCAGGAACGCCGAGGCCAGCCGCUAACCUACCAGCUUCAGCAAGGCAUGGACCAGCAAUGGAACCCGGCCUACCAGCAGAACCAGCAGCCGGUGAGUUACCACCCUGUCCAGGAGCAGCAACCACCGGGGACCGCGAGCCAGCAGUACCACCAGCAACACCUCCAGCAACCUCCGCAUCAGCAGCGCUCCCAGCCGCCAUCUUAGCAGCAACAAAGGCGCGCGAUGCGUGUUUCGUCUACGUAGCCAAUCACCGCCGGGGCCAUCGAAUUCCGGUGGAUCCCCGGUUUCCUCCGGAACGUUCGGUCCCAGAACCCGAGGGAUCCGUCCAACCCGGACUCGGCCGAUCGGUUUGGACCGCUAGGGUGAAACGUUGCUGCCCCGGAGUCCACCCGGACGUUCUUUCUUCGCCCGGUUACAUGAAGUAACUCGCGCUCCGGACUGGAACCGACGUCGAGAUCGGUGCCCGGAGGCUGCCGGCGCAUUCCAAACUAUUUUCUGAAGGGACGCCGCGCGGAAAUCCCUAGACGAGGCCCGACACCCGCGAGACUCGAUCGGGAAUGGCGGACCUGGUCACCAGGAAGCGACCGAAGGCCGAAAAGCGACUCGCAGACUCGUCCACGCGAACAACGGCAACCGGAUGACGCGCCUCCAUGGAAUUGCGUUCGUCUUACACCGAGAAAACAAUUUCAUUGAACCAAAUUCCAUUGAAUAGUACCAAACUCACAUCACCUUAACGUAAUAUUUCCUUGGGACUAUUCAAAGGAAUAUUUCUUUGGUUCAAUGACGCUUUCUUUUCUCAGGGUAGAGGACACUAGAUUUCUCCACCGAAGACCUGGGACCACACCGUUAAAAGCGUUCUCGUUCGAUGCGACGAUGCAAUUCGAUGGAAUGAAAUGUUUCGUACGAAGGUGCACUGAAUUUUCGUCACUUGUCCUUGGAGACUCACUCAAGUAUCGUGAAAUUCUUAACAAAGUGUGUGGAGUUUAUUGCACGUUAUUGUAUGAUAACGACUUCCGUGUGAGCUCCGUUAGAUUGAAUGCAAACCUUUUUAACGGUGUAGGGACUGCGACCAGGGAUCCGGGGAAUUGCUUGUUUCGUUGCUGCGGACGUUGUAACGAUAGACCACGAGUAAAUGCGCGAGAACGUUACAAAAAUUAAAUUUAUUGAUCGUUUCUUUAACGUCGCGUUGACGAUAAAAUGUAAGUACAAAUAUUUUAGGAUUUGUACGCGUCUCUUUUUCAUUUUUUUCUCGGGUACCUUUGCUCGGUAGAUGGGCGUCGCGGUUUGCGCAGAAUGUGAAAGGUAUUCGUAUUCGGGGCUACAAUGGGCCCUUAAUGGUUUCUAUCGAAUCCGCUCACUAUGUGCCAUUUUUCAAUGUUAGUCUUACAUUAUCACGUGUAUUGUAACAUACGUAACGUAACGCAACAAGAAUUCAUAUCGGAUCCCUGGUUACGAGACUCGUAACGUGCCGUUGUGGGAUGAGCCGUCGUAACAGCGAUUCUCCUUAUCAGGAAAACGAUCCAAGGAAUUAAUAAUUAUUAAAUAGGACAAAUUACUUCCUUCUUGAUAUAUUUUCUAGCUGGGAUAUAAAAGUUCUUUAAGACCCUUGACUCAAUUUCAUUGAGUUUCCACGCGCAAAUAGCAAAAGAUAUCCAAGGAAAUUAAUUAAAACGAGCCCGAUGAGCUUGCAUUAAUUGGAAAUAGCUUCAUAGUUACAAUAAUAGAAGAAUAAACAAAUCAAAAGGAAGAAUCGUUGUUAAGAGAAAAUAUCCCCGGGACUCGAGCGCCUUCAUCGAAGAGCUUUCAAGCGCGACUCCGCCAACCGAGAGUGACGUUGCUUUUGGAAAAGUGUAGAUAAUUAUGGAUUAUUGUUCUUACUCGUAUUAUUACUACUAUUAUUACUACCAUUAAUCGUUCGUACAGUGGAUUAUAAAAAGAUAACAAGUGCCUAAGUACCUAAUAACUUCUUUCGGACCAGAGAAGACUUUAUCAACCUAGUCAGAAUAUAAUUGCGAAUUAAAUGCGAGAACGAAGAUGAUUAGGGAGUCAUUGUUGCUCGUUGAAAGGAAGAUCGAGGAGACGAUAUUCGAACAAGGGAUUCGGCGAUGCGUUUGAAAGAGCAGUUUCUACUUUGUAAAAAAAAUGUGGUGUUCGAUUCAAGAGUCUGGACGUGUACGCACCCCGAAUCGUCGAUCCAACGCCUUUCAGGGCACGCAUAGAUCCACCCUAUAAACGAUACCAGUUUUUUACAAUGUAGAGAGUGUUUCGAUCUUACCACUGACCGUAAUAGUAAUCCCGCGGACACUGUUGAAAAUUUCCCUCAAAAUUUGCCCUCUAUCGGUCGAUUUCGAGCGAAUCAAAUAAAUUGCGUACAGACGAUACGAAUUGCACCGAAAACGAGAGAAGAAAUUUCAAGCCCCUUAUUUUGGAGCUAAAACUUCCGGACAAUUUUCAUAAGGAAUUGACUCGUGCAAAACUCGAAAAACGUGUUCUUGCAAUUAUUGGCAAACUCUUCAGAAAUAAAGUGAAAUUUAUCGCGAAUGCCGAUGGGACUUGAUUUUGCGCGGCAAUUUUUGACAGUGUAAAGAAUACCUAACUAUGCCCUCGUAGAGGAUGCGGAGUUUCGACGCGAUGGCAAAGAGAUGCCGGAAGCUCCGAGGGGACUCUUUUGCAAGAGAAUGUACAGGUGUAUUUAGAAAGAAUGGACGCAGGUUAAGGAGAUUACGCUAAUGCAAGUAUAGACCGCGUGUUCUCCACGUGUCGCUUGAGAGAACGCGAAGCGUGGCGUGUGUGCGGCGAUCAAUUCCGUACGGGCGUUUUCGAAUGCUACCCUAGGAAUACGGGGAACCGAUUUUAUGUAAAUUACGAAGAAGCAUCAGGAGAGGCAGAAAUUUCGGCAGAACACAUUAUCGAACAAUUACCGUGUCUCUUAACGACACUCAAGAAACUCGUGCGCAUACCAACCGUAUAUUAUACCAUCGUGUAUACCUACUUAUUAUACACCGAAUUUUCGUAUUCGUUUUUUCGAGGUCUUUCUUAUAACGAUGUACUCCGUAGCCGACUUUUUAUACUAUUGUAAGGAAGGUUUACACCGCGACUCGUAGGUUACACCCGUCGUAGCAGUUAUUCGUAUUUCGAGGAGAGUGGCGCCAUUUUUAAUCGCCACGUGACGCGAGUAAAGGGGAUUUCUUAAAGAGGCCAAGACUACGGAAGUGCGCAUCGCGAGAUGUUCGAGGAAUCGAGGAUAAAAUUAAGGAAUCCGUGUGCACGCUAUUUUUCAAGGGCUCGAACAUUGACGCGUUUUGCGACGCCAAACGGUCAAAAGGUUCCGCAUUUUCGGGGGACACGGAAUCAGGCGAAUAAUCUCACGGGAGAUGAGGCUCACUCUCGCAGGAUAUAAAAUCGACCCCCAGGAAGCCGUCCCCGGGCGGAGAAAUUUUUCAUUUGGACUUUUUAAGUCACGACAACAUCUUUCGAACGCGUUUGUUACGCCAGUUUCCUCGUGCGUUGCACAAAGUGCAGAAGAAAUCGACGCACCGCCGAACAGAUAGGAAACAGAUAGGAAAUACCCCGCGACGACGAUGCGGCCUUCACACACGCCAUCGCUGCACGUAUCCUAAGAAUCGCGGCUUCCCCUCCCGAGGGCCGUUCCGAGGGAUCAUCGACGCACAAAAGAACCAGACCAAUGGUAGCUGCAGACCUUUCGGAUUAGGCAAGGGGUCCCAACGAUUCUGUACAAAAUAUGGCACGACUAAAUAAUAUUAAAUAUUUCCUUAGGCGAUCCGGAACGGCCUCUCGAGGUAGUCGCUGGCCGAUUUCUCUCGAAACGAUCCACUUUCCCGACUACUUUGGAAUCGCCUCCCCGACCUCCGCGCCGGACAAGUUUCAAGGUAACGUCCCAAGGCUAAGGAUUUCCCGAGCGGACGCGAAACCGAUGGUGGAACCGCUUCGCCCUGGUAUCGUUGCUUCCUCUUCCACGAUCCACCGUAUCGGGAAUAGGUCCAGGACUUUCUAUUUUCUACAUCGCCACAACGCGGUGGAUCAUGGGACAGAAAAAUACCGUAACGCGAUUCCGACCUUUUCGCAUCUUUGCGCGAUUUCGGAAAAUGUGGAAGGGUCGGAUGCGUAUAAAGGCGUUUUAUGCGGAUUCCUCGAAGCGCCAGGGAUGUAUUAUAACUAUGACGUAAUAUAAGGAGACAUAACGCCUAAGAUCGGUUCUACAGAAAGUAAUCCCACAAUCGGGACCUAACAAUAAUCUGCACACGAUAUACAGAAUGUCAUGUUCUUAACGCGAUAAAGACUAGCAGACGAUAAUUUGUAGUUGCAAAAUUUCAUCGAGGAGGUGCUCUCGAUACUAAAUCAAAAAAAAUCUGAAGAUCUUGGACCCUUAAAGAGGGAACGAUUUCAAUACACGGCAUUGUAUCUCCUUAUACUACUUAGUGACUAGCACUUUUCGAUUUCGUGCGUCAAAUUACAUGUAUUUCUUAUGUUUACGGAAAAUCGGCAGUUCCUCCGCCUGCUUCGCGUCGCUCCACUUUUUGCACUCUUGCAUCUCCUCUAUGGCGAUACCAAACUUAAACGCCGAUUGAACAAUUUUCCCGAAGGGAAGCAGUCGCCGAUCGUUUAAUGAUCCUCGAUCGCCAAUUCCAGGGCGAUUUCGAAAAGCUUGGAAUAAAGUAGAGGAACUUUAACGCCGCAACUUGCAAUCGAGUCGCGAAGGUGGAGAGGGAUGAAAGAGAGUCGUCGCACCCAGCCUGUUAAAUUCGUCUGAUAUAAUCGCCCUACGAUUUUCUUCUAAGACCGUAAAGUUACCUAUAAAACGUAAUACUUUGCGUAGAGCACACAAUCGAGAAGUCGGGCAUUCGCAACGUCUCGCGAGGGGACGCUCUUCUACUUCCGCGAGAACCAAUAUGGCGUCUUUUCUUGCCGCUCUUUUCAGAGUAUUUAGUGAAUAAGUAAGAGAAACGAAUACCGAGAAGCGUAUAAACUACCGGGUACCAUUAAGUAGAACCUUAGUGCGCGUUAAUUCUAAACUACGACGAUCUGCGCUUUACUUAUCGUCACUUUAUUUAUCGUAUUGCGUGAAGUUUCUUCACCGGAAGGCAUUUCAGGAGCCUGACUGAUUAAACCUGGUUUAUACCUCCUAACUCGAAGUUAACCGUAACUUAAUUAUCCAUCGUAAGGAAUUGAUUGAGAGCGUUUAUGAUAAGAAUUGGGGUUAAGAUAAUGUGAAACGGACUGAGGAAUUUAAUCGAUGUCGAUAAUAUAAAAUCGAUCUAAACCUUUUUCUGCGGUAACGCCAAUUUGGAUACUCAAGUAGUAACAUAAUCUGACGCGUUAUCGACAUUUAUGUUUACGUUGAAGUCCGUUAUACUCUGCAAUUAUAAAAAGAUUCAAGUAAAACUAAAGAAAUCCCUCGGAUUUAUGACUUUUGAUACUCUAACCGACCAAUGGCGCCAUCUGCUACGUUCAGCUGCAACUAAAUGUUCACUCUAAGAGCACAUGUAACCCACAAUAAACCAGAAUUCUCUCACAAUCGUUCAUGAAAGUAUUUUCCAUAUUUUCCCAUCUGACUCUGUAAUAUUUGAUUUUCAUAGUAUCUUAAAUUGUUCGAGCUAGGUCCUGAAAGUUUUCAUUUACGAUUUUAAGCCUUCAAAAAGCGAAAAACAGCAAAAAUACGGGAUCUAGUCAAUGAUGAAUGCAAUAAUUUUUAUAUUAAGUCACGGUUGAAUUAACAUUAUUGUUAAUGUUGAAUUAAUUGUAAAAAUUGAAGCGGAUCGGUACGUCAAACUAGGAAAAUACUUUCAUGGACGAUUUGACCUCUCGUACAGCAGUUUCACGUCACCUAAAUAUAAGAGAAAAAAUGCUCCCUAUGGAUUUCUUACGGUGAACCAUUAAGAUAGGAUUGAGUUAACGUUAGGAAGCAUAAACUAGGUUUGAAUCAAACGACCCGAGCUGCUCCCGACAAAGACUGAGAAUUUUCACCCGACAAAGUCUCGGAUGGCGUUUCGACCGCUCAGCAAUUGCGCCCCAGGAUUUGGUAAUCCCUCGAGGUUAAUUUGUUGGCUGUUGCCAGCCUUAAUAGAGCACUUAAGUCGUCCCUUCCUCGGAGGAUGCGAACGCCCCGCGACCAAUAAUCGUAAUCGUUUUGUAUAACGACGACUCCUCCUGCGCCCGGCCAUGACGAAACCGCGCGGAGUCGUGUACCAUGGACGAUGUAAACAUAUUUUCAUAUAUGAGCCGUUGUUACUUGGUUAAGUAUUACUACCGAGAUCCAGACCACAUUUUCAGGUAGCUUGUAAAUAAUUGACUACCGGUGUAAAAUGAUUUCUAGGGGAUCUGCCCGAUCGAUUAGGGUCGCGUCAGAGACGAGCGAGAGCGUUAGCCGAGGAAAGUCAUUUUUGUCGCACAGGACACAACGGCAAAGAGGAAAGUCUAGCGCAGGUAGAGUUCGAAAAUCCUCGGUAACAUAAAAUUAAAGAAGGUAACCGCGAAACAUACCGUAAGUUACCAAGAAUAUCGAGAACCUAUGAGAACGUUAAUUUUGUUAUUUAUAUCUUACGUUUCUUCGUUUAAAUAACGUUUCUUUUCGAUGCACUUCUAAGUUCAAGCUAAGAGUAAUAAAUACUAUUAGAAAAUAUUGAUUAUAAGGUCUUCGUUCCUUCCAGCUAAACAUAUUCACGUAUGUACAACUUCACGUGAAAUUUCAUGCGAUUUGUUUCAAAACGAGCCGAUAUUUCGUUCUUCUACGAAGUCGCUCUGUCAUAAAUAUUUAAAUUCUCAUAAUUUCUCGAUAAAAAAAAGCUUCGGGGAAAUUGCCGAUAAGUUGCCGGGAAUUUCUCAUCGUUCCCGACGUAACUUACCGCGUUUAGAACUCUAAGCGCAGGGCGAAGGGGAAAAUAUAAGGAACAGGAAAGUAACAAGUUUUCCGACUAUUCGUAAGUGACCUUCCGAAAAAACCGACGGAACGCUGUGUUAAGUCGAGACGUACGCAACGAUACGUCACGGGGUAGAAUUAACGUUCUUCACGGCUUAUUCCUUAUAUUUUAAGUUUCGCGCUAGACUGAAAGCGAGAGGGCGAGCAGCAAAGAGACCGAGUUUGAUUCGAAUUCUUUGGUCUUAUCGAUUUAGCCUCUGGGCCUGCAAUACCGAGGCGGCGGCGAAGUGACCACGCUGCCGCUCCGUUAGUUCAUUGGACCGUCCACGGAUGGCAGCACGAUCGUUAGAGAAUCGCACUCACGCGCACGCGCACCCUCUGAACUCGUACUGCCGUUCCUACAUUGUUCCGUUGCACACACAAUUUGAACUAGAAAACAGGAGUGGUCUCGUGAAACCUAUGAAAAAAUGAUGAGAAACGUCUCCCGGGAAAAAAGCUCCACUAAAAAUGCGCCGAAGAUUCGAGCUAAUCCAUAUUGACUAUGUCUCAUUCGCCCCCCUAAAUUCGGGAUUUAUCGUAUCCUACCCCAGUAAAUCCGAUUUUAAAUAUCGACCGAGACGCUCAGGAUCGAAUUUACGCAUUUAUUAAGAUGAUACGGAAAGGGAAUUCUAUAUAUACAAAAUGUCAAAAUAUUUAUAAAACUUUUUUCCAAGCUGAAACUUCAGCACGUGAUUAUGGAGGCUUUAAGGAUGAACGUGGUGCUCGUAAAAUUCAAUUUCUUAUAAAAAAAAUUGUUUACCUAUCCCAGACUAAAACCGAGAUUGUAUAUAUUUUUUUUUAUGAAAUUUCACGAGCACCACAUUCGUUCUUAGGGCUUCCAUAAUCACGUGCUGAAAUUUUAAAUGAUUCGGUGCAAACAGUUCGGUGUUUUAUAAAUAUUUGCCCGAUUUCUUGUAUAGAAUGACCCUUUCGCAUAACUUUAUUGCGACGGAGACGAUUUACUGGGUCCGAGCUCAAUAAAUCCCGAAUUUAGGAGGACGAUGGAGAAGUAGUCAUCGAAACCACUAAACGCACGUUUCUUAGAUUCGCAAUUGGAAUACAUCAGCCCUCUCCUGUUUUCAUUCCGUUCGAAUGACUGGAAUACCUGCGUUAUAGUUUAAUUUUCCGCCACGCGUUCCUCGCUAAUCAAGGACGAGUUUCGAGCUCCCUUUUCCCUUAAGUUUAAUCCGAGACAAACUGGCGCUCUCGAUCUGUCGAUUAGGCCAACGAGGGAGCGCGCACAAAACGUUCCGUUUCAUUUACAAGACACCUCGAUGCUUCUGCGCCAACGUGCACGCAAUUCGGAAUUAAGCGACUGAGAGGCAAGGAAGGCAGGACGGAGAAAAGCGGGCGGUACAGCAUUUUGCCCAAUAGAGGAGAAACUAACGCAAAAAUUGUUGUUGUUGAUGUUGUUGUCAAAAAUGUGUCAAAUUAAACUAUAAGAAUUUGAAGUAUCUCACAA
Orussus abietinus is the source of this 14120-nucleotide messenger RNA. It is a transcript of the gene Ca-alpha1D, whose product is annotated as muscle calcium channel subunit alpha-1. The record is from RefSeq and is a predicted model, not a curated record. Gene Ontology annotation, molecular function: high voltage-gated calcium channel activity. Gene Ontology annotation, biological process: calcium ion import across plasma membrane. The transcript is spliced from 41 exons. Lineage: Eukaryota; Metazoa; Arthropoda; Insecta; Hymenoptera; Orussidae. Gene Ontology annotation, cellular component: voltage-gated calcium channel complex; membrane. The coding region runs from base 1 to 5946 and encodes 1981 amino acids.